GCUCGAUGUUGCUUCCGGGUUUGCUUUAUUUCCUCGACGGUCAGGUAGAUUCUUUGUUGAUUUGAGUUAUUGGAUAUUUAUUUCAAAAUGAACCGUAUUUUCGGUCGAGGAAAACCGAAGGGACCACCACCAAAUCUCACAGACUGCAUAGGGAGUGUAAGUCUCUAUUGACAUAACUUACAGAGCAGGUUUCUAUGACAAACGAAAUAACUUGGCUUGCUGGCUAGCUAACGUUAGCUAACUAGCUGGACGACAGCUGAUUGUUCCAGCAACAUGGUAGAAAGUUGUGACAGCCCAUAGAAGACCUAUAGCGCAUAAAAUACUGUUUAGCUACUUAAUGUUAUCUUUAAAGUUAGUUUGAUUAGCCUUGUAAUAGUGUCCUAGUGACUUAGCUAGCUAAUGAGUUAGAUGAAGAAAAAAAAAAGACCAAUCGUCAAUAGGGAGUUCAGUAGGGUGAUGCUGGUUUUCCAAUGUAGGCUAAAAGGUGUUGUUCCAACCAGUUUUACAUGUUUGACCAAAUCAGGUAUUUAGCUAGUGCCAUUGACUGUAAACAUUGAAGGAAAUGUAACAUUGAUUAUUUGAUCAUUAUAAUAACUAAUACAUGCAUUUAAAUAACAUUUUCUGAUACCACAAGUUCAUUACAAAGUCUUCAGACUCUUACAAGAUCAUUGAAGUAUGAAAACAGUCUGCCUGGCUAACUCUUGCCCAUUCUUUCUCUCUUAAGGUUGACUCACGAGCGGAGUCUAUUGACAAGAAGAUUGCCAGACUAGAUGUUGAACUGGUCAAGUACAAGGAUCAGAUGAAGAAGAUGAGAGAUGGCCCUUCAAAAGUAAGAUUGAACCCUACCCUGAGUGAAGCAGGCUGUGAUUUUAGACAGAUAUGUUUACCUAAGUCAUUAUAUUAUACAUGUAGGCUAAUGCUGUUAUUGAACAAAACACAACAAUACACAAGUAUGGUCCCACUUGUUCUCAGCAGUAUCUAGCUAUGUCUGAUGUCACGUGAAUUGUUUCCUGUUAAUGUUUUCAUCAGAACAUGGUCAAGCAGAAGGCGAUGAGGGUACUGAAGCAGAAAAGAAUGUGAGUAACUUAUGAAGGGAGUCUGCCAACGCAUCAAUAACCUCAAAUCAAUCAGGACAAAUAUCACAGUAACCUAAUGAACCACAUAAGUAGCAGUGGACUGUCACCAAAGUCAGGAUAUGAGUGCAUAAAAACAUCUGUAUUGAUCAUUUCAAUCUUGUUCUUUUUCAGGUACGAGGGCCAGAGAGACAACCUCACACAGCAGUCCUUCAACAUGGAACAGGCCAACUACACAAUCCAAACUCUCAAAGACACAAAAACAACAGUAAGGGGCCACAGUAAUGUACUGACUGUAGCACUCAGUCACAAUUUACUGUAGUUGUCAUGCCAGGCUGUUCUCUGGGUUAAAAAUCUCAGAUUUUGCAUUAUAGGUUGAUGCCAUGAAAAUUGGAGCCAAAGAGAUGAAGGCGGCAUACAAGAACGUGAAGAUCGAUCAGAUUGAGGUAUUUGUCUUCUUCGAGUCUUAAUGCACUACAACACCAUUUGGUGGUCUAACGUAGAAGUGCAGUAGAAUUAUACAGACCCUCGUCUUGAAAGACUCAAUAUAUUUCAGUCAUCUGAUCUGGGUCAUAUUCAUCCAGGUAAAGUGAAUGGCCUAUUGUGAUUGAGAGAUGUUUGGGUUAAGAGUUCCAUGUUUUCGUGAUGCAGGAUCUCCAAGACCAGCUGGAGGACAUGAUGGAGGACGCCAACGAGGUGCAGGAGGCGAUGAGCAGAAGCUACGGGACGCCGGAGAUCGAUGAUGAUGACCUGGAAGCAGGUCAGUGCUUUAAGAGUAUGACAAAGCCACAAGGAAGACAUUACACUGAACGCAGUACAUAACUGUAAUUGUGUUCCAACACAGUUGGUAUUGCUCCAGUACAGUACAGGUCUAUAUUAUAACAUAGCUGUAGGUCAAUAGAUGGCAUCAUUUCCCGCCGCUCUACAGAGAAGUUUUGUUUACUUCAGCACAGUGAUACAACAGCAGUCAAUGCAGUCCUUAUGUCAAUAGUCUGCGUGUGGCUGCAUGUAAUAACUGUGCAUCAAUGGCUGUGUGCGUGUGAUCUCAGAGCUGGAUGCCCUGGGAGAUGAGCUCCUGCUUGAUGAUGACAGCUCCUACCUGGAUGAGGCCAACACUGCCCCCUCCAUCCCAGAGGGAAUACCCAGCGACAGAGCACCAAACCGGGUACACAUAUCUCUCUCUGACCACUGUAUUCUUGUUUACCCAGUUUAGUCUUGAAUAAUUCACUGGAGUAUUAUGUUAAAAUGCAAUCACAACUGACACUGUUUCAUCAGUACAGAAGACGGAUGCAUUGUUCGAAGUGUUCAGUUUUGUUUUUAGGACAUUGGAUGAAGACACAUUCUGCACCUAUUUAGACAUAACUGGAGUUUCCUACAAAAUUGUAAUUUGUCUGUUUUACAGGAUGGAGUUCUGGUGGAUGAAUUUGGCCUGCCACAGAUCCCUGCUACAUAAUGGAUGGACAGCAGGCAGAAACCAAUGGCAACACUCCAAACCAAUUUUUUUUUAAUGUAUCAUACCCUUUUUAAAACAUAUACACUGAGUAUACCAAAUAUUAGGCACACCUUCCUAAUAUUGAGUUGCGCAUCACCUCCACAUACCCAACAACCCCCCCCCCCCAAAAAAAAUUCAUUCUUUAACCUGUCUCCUUCCCUUCAUCUACACUGAUCAAUAAGGGAU
Coregonus sp. 'balchen' is the source of this 2751-nucleotide messenger RNA. The record is from the annotation of a GenBank genome assembly. Lineage: Eukaryota; Metazoa; Chordata; Actinopteri; Salmoniformes; Salmonidae.